GUCAUGUUCUUGAGAUAACUUUAAUAUUCUUUGAUCAUUUCUAUUGUGAAUGCUUGAGCAAAGAUGGAAGGAGGGCAAAACAGUCAUGAUCAUAUGUUUCAAGAAUCAUGGGAUCAAUCAGAAACUUCAUCUUCAUCAAUAGGAGAAGAUUCAGAUGCUUCAAAUGGAUCAUCCUCCAUAACUUCAUCUGACACAGUGGAUGAUGCAUCUUCAUCUUCAUCUCUUUGUGAUCUGUCAGAGAUCAUGGAUCAAUUGCCUAUCAAAAGAGGGCUUUCCCAGUUUUAUCAAGGGAAAUCAGAGUCUUUCACAUCACUUUCAAGGGUGACAAGCAUUGAAGAUCUGAUGAAGAAAUCAGCAACAACUCCUUCUAGAAGAAAUUUGAAGGCUUCAAAGAGCUGUGGAAAUGGUUUGCAUAGCUACAAGAUGUAUACUCUGCCUAAGGCUGUCAUAGCAAAGAAAUCUUCAAGGGGUGUUUCUUCUCUCUCAUCAUUUCCUAGCAAGAGAGGGGGUGUUGUUAUUAACAGCAAGCCCCCUCUUAGAUGACUUGGAAUGUUGAAGAAAAGUUUUAGAUGACUUCCACACACACACACAUGAGAGAGAGAAUGUAUAUAAGCAAUUUUGUGAUCAAUACUGUCUAUUUUCAUUUAUUUCAUUGUUCAUAGGCACAAAAAGCAAAGAAAUGAGACACCUUUUUUUUAUAUCAGAUCAAAGGUGUUUGUUUGUGCCUUCAAAAGUCACAAUUCUAUCUACUUUAUCCCACUUUGUGCGAUUCAAAUUUUGGAUAGGAAAAAAAGGCAAAAUUUUUGUGUUUUCAAGUUUUUUAGGAUUUGUAUAAAAUGGGCAAAUUGUUAAAAAAGCAUCGGUCAAUUUCUGGCUACUUCCGCAG
Messenger RNA from Salvia splendens (bonfire salvia), 886 nucleotides. RefSeq lists its product as uncharacterized. The coding region runs from base 64 to 543 and encodes 159 amino acids. NCBI's taxonomy places the organism in Eukaryota, Viridiplantae, Streptophyta, Magnoliopsida, Lamiales, Lamiaceae. The transcript has 2 exons. The record is from RefSeq and is a predicted model, not a curated record.